This is a messenger RNA of Candoia aspera, 1490 nucleotides long. RefSeq names its product ras homolog family member F, filopodia associated (gene RHOF). The record is from RefSeq and is a predicted model, not a curated record. Gene Ontology annotation, biological process: small GTPase-mediated signal transduction. Bases 1 to 660 code for a protein of 219 amino acids. Gene Ontology annotation, cellular component: cytosol. Lineage: Eukaryota; Metazoa; Chordata; Lepidosauria; Squamata; Candoiidae. The transcript is spliced from 5 exons. Gene Ontology annotation, molecular function: GTPase activity; GTP binding; protein kinase binding.
AUGGCCGACAGGAACGGCGCAGGGCCCGGCGGCCGGGAAGGCGACAAGCGCCCCGCCGCGACGGGGAAGGGGGCCAGGACGGAGCUGAAGGCGGUGGUGGUGGGCGACGGCGGCUGCGGGAAGACGUCGUUGCUGCUCGUCCACGCGAAGGGCGCCUUUCCCGAGCAAUACGCCCCUUCGGUCUUUGAGAAAUACACAACCGAUGUCACAGUGCGGAAGAAAGAAAUCAUCUUACAUUUGUAUGAUACUGCAGGACAAGAGGAUUACGACCGCCUACGGCCACUCUCCUACCAAAACACCCACGUGGCUUUGAUUUGCUACGAUGUCAUGAACCCUGUUAGCUUUGAUAAUGUAUUAAUUAAGUGGGUCCAUGAAGUGAACCACUUCUGUCGCGGAAUCCCCAUCCUCUUGGUGGGUUGCAAAACGGAUCUCCGGAAAGACAAAGAACAUCUCAGGAGACUCCGCUCCGCUCAACAGGAACCGAUCACUUACAAGCAGGGUGAAGACGCCUGUCGCCAGAUCAAUGCCAACGUUUACCUGGAGUGCUCAGCCAAGCUUCGCGAAAACGUCGAGCCCAUUUUUAGCGAAGCUGCUAGCGUAGCUUUGGAUGCCAUCAAGAAGGCCAAACGGCAGAAGUCAAGGCCCUGCGUCCUCUUAUGACGGCAUGAAACCGGCCAGAAGAGAACAGUAGCUCUUCAUCCUUCGGCAAUACGCAAGGAGGCCUUUCUAGGUUUUAUUUCAGACUUUAAAAGGGACUUUUAAUUUGGAUUUAACGGGAGGAGGAAAUUGUUUUACUUUACUUUCUGCUUUUAGUGAACCUUUUCAUCCAACGGUCAAACGUUUCACUAUGAAGCAGCCCUUCCAUUUCCAGAUCUCCUCUUUUUACUUGUGGAAGAAAAGAUCACUUCACUGCUUGCCAUUUUAAACAAGAGUUUAAAAAACCCUCUCUUACAUCAUCGCAGUAAUACUUAAUUGCAGUUCGCACGUGGAAUGACUCCUCCGCUGCCUCCUGUUCAAUAAACUUCUCAAGGUGUGAGUUGGAGCUGCGUAACACACUAAACCAUACGCUAGAGUUUGCUUGACUUCGGUUUAAUGCAAUGUUUCUCAGCUGUAGCAGCUUGAAGAUGUGUGGACUUCAACUCCCAGAAUUCUGGGAGUUGAAGUCCACACAUCUUCCAGUUGCCAAGGUUGAGAAACCCUGGUUUAAUGCAUCAUUUGUAUGUUGCCACUGUAGCUUGCAGACUGUGAUUUAUGGUUUAGUGUUGCCAUUAUCCUAGCCAAGUGUGCUUGUUCAACCAACCUUAGUUAAAAUGGACCCUCAUUCAGUAAGAUGUAUGAAUGCAAUGGCUGUGACCGACCCUUACCGGUCUGUAAUAACACAGGAACGCUUUGAGACAGGAAUCAGUCCAAAAGUUCAGAAGUUAAAGUACAGCAUGGUUGUGAUUUAAUUGUUACUCAGGUAUAGUGAGCCCCAAUUCAGUUAGAAGAUU